Molecule: messenger RNA, 684 nt
Organism: Suillus paluster
Lineage: Eukaryota; Fungi; Basidiomycota; Agaricomycetes; Boletales; Suillaceae
Exons: 5
Coding region: 1-684 (227 amino acids)
Source: RefSeq, a predicted model, not a curated record
AUGGAGCAAGUUAGGCUGGAGCAAGAAUGUCAAGAGAAAGAGAUGAUGGAGAAAGAAUGCCAAGAGAAGGAGAGGCUCGAGCAACAGCAUCAAGAGAAAGAGAGGUUGGAGCAAGAGCACCAAGAGAAAGAGAGGCUGGAGCAAGAAUGCCAGGAGAAGGAGAGGAUGGAGCAACAACGCCAGGAGAAAGAGAGGAUGGGGCAAGUUAGGCUGGAGCAAGAACACCAGGAGAAAGAACACCAGGAGAAUGAGAGGAUGGAGCAAGAUGUUAUCAUGGCUGACGAUGCACAUGAAAACGACCAGCACAUGCAUGUCAAUGAGUACCAUCCACCUGCCAUGGCACAUUCCUCGUCACCUGGACACGAGCUUGAGCCUGCAGAUGAUGCUCUCAUGACCAUCAAGAAUGGUCUCAUCAUGCCAUAUCUCCUCCCCGCUAUAGACCCUCAUCCUAUAGGGACUAUCUGCAUCAUUGACCUGUAUCUCCCCCUCAUAAUCGCAGCACACGCCGAUCAUGCUCUCCGGUUGGAUACCAACUGUCUGCGCGCUACCAGAGUCCUAGAAGGCGUCACUCACCCUCCCCCUCUUAUCUGUCCUCAUCACGCCAUAACCUUCAAAGAACAGGUCCUCCAGCUCACACAUCGUGCUACCCUACUCCGCCUUCCCAACUCUCGGCUCCUGCUGUGA